Molecule: messenger RNA, 449 nt
Organism: Gryllus bimaculatus (two-spotted cricket)
Lineage: Eukaryota; Metazoa; Arthropoda; Insecta; Orthoptera; Gryllidae
Source: the annotation of a GenBank genome assembly
GCGGAUCCAUCCUCAGACAAAUCAAAAAUGUUUUGGGCGAGGCUGAAUUCCAGACGGCAAUCCGACAAUAUCUGACCGACAUGCAGCAUGCUUCGGCUGUACCAGAUGACCUCUUUGAGAAGUUUAAGGAUAACAACAAACCAGACAUUACACUACUUGAAAAUGAGGACAAUUUGGAAGCAGUUCUACAUAAUUGGAUGGAUAAACCUGGUUAUCCUGUUAUCACGGUCGUAAAGAGUGGCAAAAAUAUAAAACUUACACAGUCACGUUUCCUGUUUUCAACUGAUGCGACGGCACAAGCUGUUAAGUACGACGUGUAUCUGACCUGGAAGACCGACACAGAUACUGGAAGCGCUCCAACGCAACCUUCCCGACCACAGGCUUGGCUUAGGAGUUCCGACCAGGACAAAGAAAUAGAGCUUGGCGAUAAUUGGUCCUGGGUGAUACUG